Molecule: messenger RNA, 828 nt
Organism: Acanthoscelides obtectus
Lineage: Eukaryota; Metazoa; Arthropoda; Insecta; Coleoptera; Chrysomelidae
Source: the annotation of a GenBank genome assembly
AUGGAACUCAACCGAGAACAUUUUCGCGCCAUAAUUUAUUACAAAUUUCAGAGACAAUUAUCGCAACAAGAAUGCCUUGCUGAGUUACUGUCUGUUUUCGGCAACGAAGCGCCACAUCAGACGACAAUCACCCAGGAGAACGUCGAUGCUGUGCGCAAACUCAUCAUUGAAGAUACACAUGUGACAUAUCGCGAGAUUGAGACGUCCUUGAAGAUCUCAAAGACCUCAAUUCAAAGAAAAUUACAUGAAGAAUUAGGAGUAAGAAAAUUAGUUUCUCAGCCAGGGUUAAUUGGUGUCAAAAAACGCUUGACCGGAAACUCAAAAAAUGUGUACAGCAUUGUUAGUGGUGAUGAAUCGUGGAUUUACUGUUAUGAACCAAAAAAUAAACGACAGUCGGCUGUUUGGCAUUGCAACAUUGCAACAAUUCCUCUUAAUGAUACUGCGGAUUGGUAUACCACCAUUUGUUUGGCAAAAGUCAUCACCGAGCUUCGAAAAAUCAACCCUGAAAGAAGAAUCAUCCUCCACCAAGACAAUGCAAGCUCGCACACAGCCCAAAAAACAAGGCAGUAUUUAACGGAAGAUAACGUGGAAUUAUUGGACCAUCCUCCAUAUAGUCCCGAUCUAAGUCCUAACGAUUUUUUUACUUUCCCAAAAAUUAAAAACAGACUGCAUGCUCAAACAUUCCAGUCACCAGAAGAAGUAGUUGACGCAUUCAAAAAUGCCGUUUUGGAUCUGCCAGCAAACGAAUGGAAUAAGUGCUUUGAAAAUUGUUUCGAGCGCAUGCAGAUGUGUAUUAAUCUUCGUGGAGAAUACCUCGAAAAACAAUAA